Molecule: messenger RNA, 2682 nt
Organism: Dioszegia hungarica
Lineage: Eukaryota; Fungi; Basidiomycota; Tremellomycetes; Tremellales; Bulleribasidiaceae
Exons: 2
Coding region: 1-2682 (893 amino acids)
Source: RefSeq, a predicted model, not a curated record
AUGCCCGCCGCCGCAUACCUUCCCGAUCCUGGCAAGUGGAUCGCUGUCGCGCCCCCUCCAUCUCGCGGAAAGCAACGACCCCUCGUCGCCCACAGACAUGGCUUCCCUACCCCGCCUGCCUCCAACCCCCGUCAUCGUUCCUCUUCAGUCUCGACCAACGAGAACCUCCCGGCGGUCAAGCCCACUGCGGGCCCUUCGCGAUUGGGUGAAAGCAAACAGGGGGGCUUGAGCGGAUGGCUGACUCCACCCACAACCUCCUCGCAGCCUCGCAAGCGGAUCGAUCGGGUCAAGCAGUCGCUCGCGGAGAGCAACACAGCACGGGGCAGUCCAUUGUCCCGAUCUGCGGCGCCAAAACCUGGACGGGUACUAGGGAAGCCGGCGGGAUCGAGGCUGGCAGGGAAGGUGGAGAUCAAUGACUACUGGAAGUCAGAAGAAGAAGAUGAGAUUGAGGCGGAUGAGGAGGAGUUGCCGCGAGCUGGACCAUCGCGUCUCCCUGCUCGGGGCGCGUCGCCCACGCAAAAGCGGCAGAUUAAGGAAGAAUCGGCGGUGCGCUCCUUACCCCCUGGUCGUAUCCUAUCCCGGAACGCAUUCAGCUCGGGCGAACUCUCCGAUCUUCCCUCGGCCUACUGCACCAGCGACGAGGACGACAUCAAAGCAUCCUCACCCCGACCUCCACAGCCCACAGUACCCGCCAUCCCUCCAGCUGUCCCACCAUCCCUCGCACCUCGUCUCAAUGCCCAUCUCGACCCUACGCAGGGGACGACGCACCUCUAUCACGUGAUCGAGCCGGAUCUCUCACAACGACCCAUGACUCAGGCACCCCCAGAAGAGCUUGCAAUGCUUUGGCGAAUUAACGGGAUGAGUACCGAUCGGAUCGAGGGAGGCGAGGUGCCGUGGGGCAAGAGCGCUGGGUAUCAGCAGACUGAACAGUUGAAGAAACUGGCGGCAGGGAAGAGGAGGGAGGCCUUGGCGAAAGCGGCUAUGGGCAGGGAGGACGGGUCUGGAGAUGACACAGAGCUGGAUGAGGCGAUCGAGACGAUGGAAGAGGCUGUCGAGGUUGUAGCACGUGCUGCGAAAAAGUCAGCGCGGAGGGCCAAGCGGGGUGUCGAAUCGGGCGCAGGUGUGAAUAAGAAGGAGGAGGGAUCGGAGGGGACUUCAGCAAAGCGAGUCCCUUUGUCUCCAAUGGGCAUCAACGGACGGAAAGGGAUCCGGAAGAUGCCACCCGGCUCCCCUACCCCUCGAAAGAGCACGAAACGUCGGCGAGUCGAGGUGAGACCAGACUCGCCAUCGCAUCCUCCAGCUGCUCCGCCUUCAGCUGCUCCGGCGAACCCUGUACACGCACCCAAAGUAGAUUCGCCACCUCCUCGUCGGUCCACCUCACCACUUCCUCCCUCUCCCCACCCGGUCCGGGCACUCACUCCCCUCGAGUCCGCAUCGUCACCCCCGAGCGAGACUCUCGACCUGUUGCUCAAUCCAUUAGUGGAGGAGGCAAGGCGAGAUGCUAUGGCAAGGGACAUCCAGCGGACACAGGCAUUGCGACCACUCUCACGCGCGCUUCGCUGUCGUACCCCCACACCCGAACCUCUACCGCCUCGGUCGUCUAGACACCACUCGGUCACUCCUCCCAAGCUGCGCCCAGCCAGCACUAGACGUUCUCCGAUAAGCUUCGACUCCUCCCCUUCCCCUCAGCCCACCUUCCCUUCUCCACCUCCGGGUGCCCCAGCGGGGCCGCGCGACUUUGAGGCGGUCGACCGGAUCGAAACGCUCUACUCAUACUCGUUUAGUGUGGGCGCGCCAGGCAGCAGCCAGCUCGCACCCGAGCCAGUUGCUGGGGGCAUGGAUGCGGAUGUGGCUGGGCAGGCGAAGGCACAGGUGGAGGGCGAUGCAGAACCAGAUCGGACGCAGGAUGAUGCGGUCAUGGAGGAAACGGAGAAGAAAGACGCAGAGCAGGCGGAUAUUCCCCAGGGUGAAAGUCUUGCGGCUACAGAACAUACCCAGUCCUAUCCCGCAUUCGUCGCUUCGCAACUCCGACCUUCCAAGCCCAAAGCCCCGCGCAAAUCAAGUGGCUGGCAAUCCCUCACCCAUGGCAUUCUCUCGGCGCCUGUACUCGUCCCUGCCUCUCCUCCACCCGCCGCGUCCGGAUCAGGCACGAAGCGCAAAGCCCGUUCCUCUGGGCCCGCCAAAGCCGUACCGAAGGUGGAGUCGCAGAGCAAGCUGGAGGCGUUUGGGAUCAGGAAAGAGAGGCCGGUGAAGCCUGUCAAGGCGUUCGAGGGGGACUUUGAGGAUGAGAUGGAGAUCGAGGAAGAGGAGCCGGGGAAAGCGGGGCCGUCUCGCCCGGCGGGGAAGAAGUUGCGGGAAAUACCGAAUGCGCCGUACCAUCCUGCGUUGCGUCCGGCGGGUAUCAAGGCAAUGAAGCAGAGGGAAGCGGCGGCGGCGACAGCUCGGCCUCGGACCCGGGCGCAAACCAAGGGGAGUGACCGCAGCUCCUCGCCCAUCCCUCUCGUCGACCCUACUCCACAUCGCCCGACCGUCAGGCGUAAAACCGGGAGCAACCUCUCGCCACCGUCGAGCACACCACCGGGCCGAAGUCCGGUCUCUUCCUCACUCUUGACAGAUACCACGGAGGAGCAGGAUACGCCAGAAUUUCUCAGGGAGUGGCAGCUUGAGCAGGAUGGGCGGUAG